Molecule: messenger RNA, 2765 nt
Organism: Xenopus laevis (African clawed frog)
Lineage: Eukaryota; Metazoa; Chordata; Amphibia; Anura; Pipidae
Gene: patl2.L
Product: protein associated with topoisomerase II homolog 2 L homeolog
Exons: 20
Coding region: 177-2378 (733 amino acids)
Biological process (GO): P-body assembly; deadenylation-dependent decapping of nuclear-transcribed mRNA
Cellular component (GO): P-body; cytoplasm; nucleus
Molecular function (GO): RNA binding
Source: RefSeq, a predicted model, not a curated record
GUUAAAACACAUUCCACUUGAAACUUUCUGGUGAUGUGGCCCACCAUGAUUUAUCAACACCUGAAUAGUGGGCUGCUUUAGUGUGAAACUGCUUGAUUGUGUACUUUCUAUAUGGUUCAGUGCUGAGACUGGGAAUCUGCAUUACAGGUGACAUUGCUCAAGCACUACUCGCAAACAUGAAUCUCGGCUCCGAACAAAUUUUGCCAGAAGAUUUUUACCUGGCAGAAGAGGGAGCCUUGCUAGAGGAAAUGGCUGAAGAAGACGAAGAGAUUGAUCUGUACAAUGAGGUGACUUUUGGCUUAGACCAAGAGUCUGAUGAAGAACCUGUCAAACUUGAAGAUGACCAUACAAAGCCUAUUCAAAUGCCUGAAGCACCAAAGGAAGAAGAGCCUGAAGCACUACAACCUGUAAAGGAAGCAAAAGGCUCAGAAAAGGCACCACUGCAUGAAGUAAAGAUUGUGGUGGAACCUCAUGAAGAUCAUGUGGAUCUAUCCAUUGAUUCUGGAGGUCAUACGAUGAAUUCAACCAUGGAUGAUUCAGAGCUUGGAGACCCUGCAGUAAUGAAGGCGUUUCAUGGAAAACCAACACUGGAGAGUUUGGACAGUGCAGUUGUUGACAGUGGAAUUGGAUCAACAUGGAGUGAACUGGACACAGACUAUGAUCAAAGUGGAAUGGAUUCUGGCCUUUGGGAGGCAUCUCCAAAGGUUUCCACGUAUGCAACUGGGCAAAUAUUGGAGGAUAAAGCAAUUCUGCGCAUAAUGGAAAGGGCACCUUACCUGCCACCUACAAAUUUAGAGUUUCUGGGGUCUCCUCUGCAGAGAGGAUUUAUGCCUUCACAAAGGCUCCAAGGACCAGAAAUGGGUGCUAUGUCUCCCAAGCCUUACAGACCAAGGUUCAUGAGGCAGCAAUCACCUCUUGUACCACGCUCAAUGCGUCCAUCAUACCCCUUCACGCCACCAAGGAGAGGUCCAUCAGUCUUCGCCCCAAAUCAGUCUCCAGGUUUUGUGUCUCAGACUCCCUUUAGGCCAAUGUCACCCAACGUCAGCACCCCAACCCGACCAAUGACUCCUAAAAUGGUGAGGAUGCACUUUGGCCCAAUGUCUCCCAGCCCAAGCUUCUCCCCAUUCUUCAGCCCCAUGGGUAAUGCACUGCAAAGGUUUAAGGUUCCAGGUCAUGUCACACAGCUGCACCCACAGCAUAGAAGGAUACUCAGUCAACGUCAGAGGCCGCAGAGUUCGAGUCGGAGGCAGUGGGAGAGUAGACCAGACCCUUACGCGAGCUUAAUGUCUCAAAAGGAAAAGGAGUGGGUAAUAAAACUGCAAAUGAUACAGUUACAAAGUGAAAAUCCACAUUUGGAUGACUACUAUUAUCAGGCUUACUAUGAAAACUUAGAACGUAAAUUAUCGGAGGAAGAAUUUUUGGGAGAACGCAAAAAACGAGAGCCUACAAAACUGGUUACACCAUACAUUCAAAAGGCAGAGACCUAUGAGUCAGUGGUUCACAUCGAGGGUUCCCUUGGACAAGUGGCUGUUUCUACCUGCUACAGCCCAAGGAGAGCAAUAGAUGCUGUUUCCUAUGCCAUGCCAGAUGAGGCUAUUAAAGCACUUGGGUACCAAAGAUUAAGAGUUCUUAAACAUGCUGAGAAGGUGUUCCUCAUGUUCUUGGAAGUUGAAGAGCUGGCAAGGAAGAUGUCCCAUAUUCCUGAAGAAGAGCAUGUACACUUCCAGCACAAGCAGAACUAUAAAGUGCAAAGGAUAUAUGAUGUCUUAAAGAUUGCACCCUGCCAUAAUGAAGAAGAAUCUGAGUUUUUGCAACUCUUGCAAGUGGGAAAAGGCAAGAAGUUGGUUGCGCGGCUCCUUCCAUUCCUAAGGAGUGAGCAGGCUAGGGAGAUUCUCUUACUCGUAGUUCAGCACUUAACAUUUCUCAUAAAGAACGACUCUGCAGAAGAGUCCCUUUCUGUUCUUUAUGGACCCCUUAAACCUAUAAUCAAUGGGCUCUCCUUCACUGAACUCAUCGGAGUCACUCAAGAGCUCACGCGGCCGUUGCCAGAGUCUAAUGACCUGCCUCUUACACUUGCAUUUCAGAACCAGUUUGGAAUCUCGCUAUUGUAUUGUUUGCUGAGCCACGGUGAGAGGUUGCUGUCAUCUGACUUGCCUAUGGAGCCUUGCAUUGGAGACUUUGAAAAAUGGACCGAUACAGUUUUCCUGGUUGCUAAGGAGCUGUCUCAUGUCUCAAAGUCCUCCAUGGUGGAGCCUCUCUUCUUGCCCAGCAACCUGCUCUCCUUGUUCUGCCGUUACCUGGACAAGCAGACUAUUCAUAAACUUGAGGACAAAAUGGAAUGUCCUGUUAUCCCCCCAUACACAGCUGUACCUUCAUGAAAUGCUACAUCUGCCUUAAGAGGACAAGACUAUCCUCUGCUUCACUCACCACAAGUUUAUGGACAAGUGGAGCUUCUGCUGCGGAUAUUUAAAUAUUUAUUCCUGUUUUAAAGGACCUUUUUUUGUUGCUUUGUUUGUUCAGACUCGGAUAAGGCUUUCAAACUGGAGGAACACGGUUGUUUCCUUGAAGGUCUGAAGAGCGAUGAAACAUGUUCACUUUCUGUUUAAAUGAUUUGAAAAGCAAGAAAUGUCGAUGCUGUGUACAGAUGUGUGGGAGGGGGGAAAUUGCUGUAAAUUUGCUUUUUGUUGGUGUGCUAUUUGCACAGCAUUCACCCGAUAUCAUGUACAGCACUUGCAAAAAAAAAAAAUAAACUGAAAGGAAAUGUU